Messenger RNA from Zootermopsis nevadensis, 432 nucleotides. Lineage: Eukaryota; Metazoa; Arthropoda; Insecta; Blattodea; Termopsidae. The record is from RefSeq and is a predicted model, not a curated record.
AGAGUUGAUAGGGGAGUACAGAAUUCUGUGGAUGCGUUUGCGUGAACUGGUGUCAGGAGCAGGAGUUGCGACGGAAACUACGUUGGCCCUGUACGUCAUAUUUCUUCUCUUUGGCCAAGUCAUGUGCUUGUACGGACUCCUGUUUGGGAUCAGCGAUGGUCACUCCAGCAGAAACGUGACGAUGACUGUUUGUGGCGUGGUCGGACUUCUGUUUGUAGCUCAUUUCUAUUGUGUUUGCAGAAAAGCGGACUACAUAAUGACAACUGUCGAAAUAAAAGUUCAGAAGGAGUUACAUCAUAUCACAACAUGGUGCAGAAGGCAGGACAUACAGCAGGAGGUCAGUAUAUGCAUGGAGUACGAAUUAUCGAAGGAUGCUGGAAAGUAGUGCAGAAAUUUAAUGAUUCAAAGCAUUUUCGUUAAUUCAGGUUUGUG